This is a messenger RNA of Coffea arabica (coffee), 2381 nucleotides long. RefSeq lists its product as uncharacterized. The record is from RefSeq and is a predicted model, not a curated record. NCBI's taxonomy places the organism in Eukaryota, Viridiplantae, Streptophyta, Magnoliopsida, Gentianales, Rubiaceae.
UUUUAUUUUUUAUUUUUUGGGACAAGGAAAAAAUAUAUACCAUGACGAUUUUAGCUCAAUCAGAUAUCCGUUCAGCCAUGCAUUUUGCCACCGCUUUCCGCCACCCUUCCACCGGUUUCAACCUUUCUCGUGCCAUCAUUUUCCGUCAGUCUCCUCUGCUGCCGUUGCGGAGGUUGGCCAUCAGAGUCAAAGCCUUCUCAACCGACACCGACAAGAGCAGCAGCUCCGCCGGUGCUUCGAGCACCGGCGUCGGAAAGCUUCCUGAAAAGCCGCCGAUUUGCACCGCCGAUGAACUUCACUAUGUAACCGUUAAGAAUUCUCAAUGGAGACUUGCUCUCUGGCGCUACUCUCCUCCCCCUCAGGCGCCAAGGAGGAAUCAUCCGUUGCUACUGUUGUCAGGUGUGGGGACUAAUGCAAUUGGAUAUGAUCUCUCCCCCGGGUCUUCAUUUGCCCGUUACAUGUGUGGGCAAGGAUUUGACACAUGGAUCCUUGAAGUUCGUGGUGCGGGUUUGAGCAUGCAGGAGUCAGAUGCCAAAGACAUUGAGAAGUCGGCUUAUGCUAUAUCUGAAGAAAUGGAAGCAGCUGCUGAGGGUGCAACUAAUGGUGCACCCUCUGCAGUGCAGAAGUCAACUGUUAACCAAAAUAAGUCAGCAGAAUCUAAGGUUUCUGCAGUUAAUGAAGAUGUUUUGGGGAUUCCUACAGCAUGGGAUGAAUCAAAAUUGGUGGCAAAACUAACAGAGACUUUUAUCAGUUUGUCAGAAAGAUUCUCUGGCUUUCUCAAUGAAAGUCAGUCAAGAAUUAUGUCUGCUAAAUUAUUUGAUCAGAUAUCUAAAUUAUUAGAAGAUUCUUUUCUAUUUGAACGCUUUAAUGAGGUAAGGGGGAAACUGUUGAAUUUACUAGAAACCAGACAGAGUUCUGCAGUUGCUGGCCAAAUAAGAGAUUUAAGUCAGAAGCUAGUGAAUAUUGUAGAAGAGGGACAGCGUUCUGUUUCGCCUCAGUUAUAUGAUCUACAGGAGCGUCUUGCAACAACUAUAGAAGAUUUCCAGAAACAACUAGACUUGAUUGUCAAGUACGAUUGGGACUUUGAUCAUUACCUGGAAGAGGAUGUCCCUGUGGUGAUGGAAUAUAUAAGGGCCCAAAGUGGAUCUCGGGAUGGAAAAUUGCUUGCAAUUGGACAUUCGAUGGGGGGCAUCUUGUUGUAUGCCAUGCUAUCAAGAUGUGCCUUCAAGGGAAGGGAGUCUGGAUUGGCUGCUACUGUUACGUUGGCCUCUUCACUUGAUUACACAACUUCUAAGUCAUCGCUCAAACUACUACUACCCCUUGCUGAUCCCGCUCAGAUUCUAAAUGUGCCUGUCGUUCCAUUAGGAGCAUUACUUUCUGCUGCUUAUCCUCUCUCAUCUAGUCCUCCUUAUGUCUUGUCUUGGCUUGUGGAUCUGAUAUCAGCCCCGGACAUGAUGCAUCCAGAGUUGUUAAAGAAGUUAGUGUUGAACAACUUCUGCACAAUACCUGCUAAACUUCUGUUGCAACUGACGACUGCUUUUCGGGAGGGAGGACUACGUGACAGAAGUGGUAAUUUUUUUUACAAGGAACAUCUUCAUAAGUGCGAUGUCCCUGUCUUAGCUAUUGCAGGAGAUCGUGACCUGAUUUGCCCGCCUGAGGCUGUUUAUGAGACCGUGAAACUGCUUCCUGAGAACUUGGUAAGCUACAAAGUAUUUGGGGAGCAGGAUGGCCAGCAUUAUGCUCAUUAUGACUUAGUAGGAGGAAGAACGGUAACUAGUUAUAAGCUUUCCUUGUUCCACCUUCUUGGUUAUCAAAAAGAACUUAUUUGCAUUUCAUAAUGGCUCAUGUUUUUGCUAUUAUGUCCAGGCCGCGGAAGAAGUCUAUCCGUGUAUAAUCGAAUUUUUAAGCCAUCAUGACUAAACCCCAAAAUUCUUUUGCCGGGCUGCAAUUGUCUUACUUCAUGGGUAUAAUGAACCUCUUGUACUCCUGUGUCGGCUGUAGUGUGCUUUGGUGAUGAUGAAAGAUUAAAAUUGCUGGUAAGUCUAUUAAGAAGCCGUACAAGUUUAUCUGCAACGGUAUUGAGUUAUACAUGUUUCUGAUACCAUUCCAUUGUCAAGAAUCUUAUUAGUGGUUCUUUUAUUUUAUAGGAAAUCCAUUGUUGUAGGUAUUUAGCUUAUGCUCAACCACUCUUGGAAGCCUGAGCAGAAGUCCUGGCUUCGAGUGGCAAUCUGUUGUUUCAUUUAUUCUGUAGUUAUUCUGUAUUUUUUUUGCCUUCAUCCCUUCUUUUUUGUGGGGAUAAUGGGUCAUGAUGAGUAAAAACUUUACCAGGCAAUAAAAAAAAAUUGCAGGUUGAUUUAAUUUAUUGCUGAAACAAGUUAACA